AUGCAAGAUUCUUAAGAGAAAAUACCAAAAUUAGAUCUCAACAAUAGAAGAUCUCAAUCAAUGGCCAAUUCUAAUCCUGCAUUUAAAAAACUUAAAGAGACAUUGUUGAUUGAUAAUUAAACUAGUACUCGUUAAUUGAAACGAAAGUAAGGUGAUAUUUUGGAUUCAAUUCUUGAAGAUGCAAAUUUGAUAUUAAGAAAUAAACUUUUAGAAAAGAAUAUUUAUUAACUGAAGGAAUUAGGUUUACUGAAAUAAUAUGAUCCUACAAUAGCAAUAGAAUAAGGAUUAAAGAAAAGUAAUUAUGUUAUGAAUGAUUAUCAUAAUAAAAGUACUACAAAUGGAUAUUCUAGAAAUUAUGGAGGAUUGUUUUACAAUAGAUGA
This is a messenger RNA of Paramecium pentaurelia, 381 nucleotides long. NCBI's taxonomy places the organism in Eukaryota, Ciliophora, Oligohymenophorea, Peniculida, Parameciidae. The record is from the annotation of a GenBank genome assembly.